Molecule: messenger RNA, 1848 nt
Organism: Protopterus annectens (West African lungfish)
Lineage: Eukaryota; Metazoa; Chordata; Ceratodontiformes; Protopteridae
Product: iroquois-class homeodomain protein irx-3-like
Exons: 2
Coding region: 44-1096 (350 amino acids)
Biological process (GO): cell development; regulation of transcription by RNA polymerase II; neuron differentiation
Cellular component (GO): nucleus
Molecular function (GO): RNA polymerase II cis-regulatory region sequence-specific DNA binding; DNA-binding transcription factor activity, RNA polymerase II-specific
Source: RefSeq, a predicted model, not a curated record
GUCCAGUCCUCUUUUAUUUAGCCCAGGAUUUACAGGUUGCAAAAUGUCUCAUCAGUUGGAAUUUGACAAGAUCUUUUCAAGGAAAGACUGCCAGGCAGCCGGAUACCAGGCUGGGAUAUGGACAUCUCCAGCAGCCUCACUUGCACCACUUCAUGUCUUCCUCCCUCAGACUCCUUGCCUGGGUUAUUCCAGGGUCCAGAGAUACAGCCUGUUGCCCCAUCAUUACAUUGAUCCAAUGGGGCAAAUGGGCCAGCAGUAUGACUUGAAAUCAAGCUCUCUGUAUGAUCAACCUAUUUUUCAUUCAUCUGCUGUUGUAUAUCCUACCUACCAAGCUCUACCUUCUGGAGACAUCGCCAAGACUAAAGUUGCUUCUCGGGAGAGUACAAGUACCUUAAAAGCAUGGCUGCAAGAGCACCUCAAGAAUCCAUAUCCAACCAAAGGAGAGAAGAUAAUGCUAGCCAUUGUCACCAAAAUGAGUCUCACUCAGGUCUCUACAUGGUUUGCCAAUGCAAGAAGAAGGCUAAAAAAGGAGAACAAGAUGUGCUGGAUCUCCAAGAAUCGAUCGGAUGAAGAUGAAAGUGACAGUGAAGAGGAUGUGGAAAAAAAAGAUGAUAAUGAAGAAGAAGAUGAAGAAAUUGAUUUGCAAACAGUUGAGGAAGAGGAAAACACUGAAAAAUCAAAACAAGUAUUAGAUGGUAAGCCAGGGACAGAGGUACAUUCCAUGUGCACUGGCACAGAGCAGCAAACUCAGGAAUGUUUGGAAGAAAAGGAUGUAGAAGUGUCGAGGUCAGACUGUAAUUAUAUAUCUAAGGACAGGGGGGUUGGCUUUAGUGAAACUGAAGGCCGUAGUAGAGUAGGUCCUGGUAUGGUGAAAGACUUGCAGACACAGAAACCAAAGAUAUGGUCACUUGUCGAGACAGCAGUUUCUGACAAUAUUAAGGCUGAGGACUCGAUGCCUGUCAUUUCUACAAUGAACUUCUCCAUACAUCAGCUUCAUGCUUUUCAGGACUUGUCCAGCCUUUGCAACCAGAAUGGACAUUAUUUGUUAUUGAACAGCCAACAAGCCUCACAGACAGACGACAGCCAGAGCUUAUAGGGACUCAUAAUGAUCAAAUGUGCUUAUUAAUUCCAAUUAUAAUAACAUUGGUCCCAAGCAACGAUGUAAGUGUGACUUUGGAGUUGCAUAGCCAGAAGUCAACCUUAGACAGACACUGACCAGUCUUGCCAACUUAGUGAACACUGUGAUAUCCAAGUCCAAAUGCUUUGUUAGGCCACAAGGACCUUUUUAGGUGGUAGACAACCGGUGUUAUGGACCAGCUAGGCAAAGUAACAGUUCUUUCACAUAGAGGAGAGAUGUUUGUCUUCAGCCAUAUUCAUUUUUUUCUUACUACCAAUUAAAAUUUAAUGAAAGUAAGAGUGACAAAAACACGAGCAUAUUGAUAAUGAAGCUUAGCAUGUUGAAUGUACAUUUUGAGGUUGCCUCAAACUAAACACUAUUAUGAAACUGCAUGAAGCUGUGCUGACUUCUGUAAAAGUACUUUCCAUCCACUGUUGUUCGUUUAGUUUUAAUAUGGCAUGCUUCUUAAGGUUCUUAAUACUGAUUUUACAUUGGUUAAUUCAAUUCAAAAGCAAAUGAGUUCAACAACAUUGUUUCACAAAUGUAUGUAAUACAUUUCUUCUCAUGGUACAAGUGCUCUGUAAACUGGUACAGCAAAAAUCAAAUAAUUUUUGAAGUUAUAACUAACUUGCAAUGAUUCACUGCAGCUAUUCUGAAGAUUAGUAACAGAGCAGUACACAAAAACUGCUAAAUGUGAAAUAAUAAUUUAAAAUAAAAUUCAUAUACAUUAA